Euleptes europaea (tarantolino) is the source of this 594-nucleotide messenger RNA. Its product is annotated as olfactory receptor 10A4-like. Lineage: Eukaryota; Metazoa; Chordata; Lepidosauria; Squamata; Sphaerodactylidae. The record is from RefSeq and is a predicted model, not a curated record. Gene Ontology annotation, cellular component: membrane. Gene Ontology annotation, biological process: G protein-coupled receptor signaling pathway. Gene Ontology annotation, molecular function: olfactory receptor activity; G protein-coupled receptor activity. The coding region runs from base 1 to 594 and encodes 197 amino acids. The transcript has a single exon.
AUGCACCUCAUCACCCUGUCGGGGCACUUGGCCAUUGUGGCUGUAACGUUGAUUGACUCCGCCCUCCAAACCCCCAUGUAUUUCUUCUUGCGCAACCUGUCUUCCAUCGAAGUCUGCUAUACCCUGGUCAUCGUGCCCAAGAUGUUGUCCAACUUCCUGGCCAAGAGCAGAAGAGUCUCCUUGACGGACUGUGCCACGCAGAUGUAUUUUUUCAUCGCCCUGGGGGGUGCGGAGUGCUUCCUCUUGGCUGUGAUGGCCUACGAUAGGUACGUGGCCAUAUGCAAUCCGCUGCGCUAUGCUAUCAUCAUGAGCCGGAGCUUCUGCGUGCAGCUCCUGGUGGUGGCUUUCGUCAGCGGCUUCACAAUCUCACUGGGACUCACCACCCUGAUUUUCAGGAUGCCCUUCUGUGGCUCGCAUAAGGUCAAUCACUUCUUCUGUGACAUCCCGCCCAUGCUCUUCCUGGCCUGUAGUGACACGCAUGCCAACGAGUUGGCCAUGCUCCUCGUCUGCAUGAUGAUCUUGCUCAUCCCAUUCCUUCUCAUUCUGGUUUCCUAUGUCUUCAUUGCCAAUUCCAUCUUCAGGUGGUCUCUCUGA